AUGUCGAAGCAAGCAUGCGAUUCAUGCAGACAACGGAAAGUCAAGUGCGAUCAACUGUCGCCAACGUGCUCCCCUUGCCAGCUAUCUGGUCUACUUUGUAGCUACUACAAGCCACGUCGGAAAAGGGGCCCGAAACCUAGACAUCGGUCUUUGGCAGUCGGGUCUCGUCAGACCGUGCAGCCUGGUCAUGGAAUGUCAUGUUCCCUAGCAACUCCAGGGAGCACUGCCCCCGUCGAAGAUGCAAGCCGGGGAAACAAGUCUGGUUCUACAAAUGAUUUUAACAACUCACUUGCUCUUUGCCAUCAGACUCUGCUUUCAGCAUUAGCAGCCGAAGGCCGUACACCCCAGGAAACCGUCGAGCGCUGUAUAAGCAUCUACAUGCAAUCUGUGUUUCCUCUCCAACCGAUUAUCUGCGAACCUACUCUUCGCUCGCACGCAUCAUUGAUUUUGCCUUCUGUCAUGACUGGGACAACACAUUCUCAAUCUGGCUGGAUACAGGAGUCGAUCGGUGCAAUCCGGUCGUAUGCAUUGACCACAUCUCUAUGCGCACUCGUUGCUCACAUUCACCCCUGUAAAAAACACCCUCAAGACGACACUAUUUCUUCCCUGUUCCUAGAAUUAUCCCAAGCAACGUUUCGGGCUUUCAUAGACUACGAUAUCACGUACCCAACAGCAGCCUCGCUUGCGAUACGCAUCUUCCAAGUCUCCUGCUAUCAAAUGACGGGAUAUUCGUCCUGUCAUGGCAUAAAGUGGAUGAAGCUGUUCGAUUAG
Clonostachys rhizophaga is the source of this 771-nucleotide messenger RNA. Lineage: Eukaryota; Fungi; Ascomycota; Sordariomycetes; Hypocreales; Bionectriaceae. The record is from the annotation of a GenBank genome assembly.